AUCAAAGUCUGUAGGUUUGCAGUGAACAUGCUGAGAAGAGUCACAGGCAGAGAUGGCAUGUAGUGCCUUGGCUAUCAUCCUGGCUCAGAGGUAAGGAGAAAGCAGUAAACAUCAGCACCAGCCCGUUGGCAACUAGGCAACUUAGAGGAGGAUGUCCUAUCAAGAUGAAUAUGGCUCAUUCAAGAAUUAACUCCCUACUCAUCUUCUACCUCAGUUUUUUGCUGCUCAUCCAUUUAAAAAAGUCACUUAGCAUAAGAAAUGAUUCCAGGUGCCUGUCAAACUCUUGCCAAAAGAACUCUACAUGUGAUGCUGCUGCUAAGGACGAUUCUUGCCGCUGUGCAGACACAGUUGAUAUUUUGGGGAAAGACUGCAAUAAAACUGAUGAUCCUUGCACCUCAAACCCUUGUCUUCAAAAUGCUACCUGUUUAAGCACUGCAGGAAACCUCAGCUUUACUUGUGAAUGCCACACUGGAACUACCUGUGAAACAGCCAUCAGCCUCUGUGACACAAACCCUUGUAGACAUGGAGGCACUUGUCAGAAUGGCCUGGCUGGCCCUACCUGUGUUUGUAGUGCAGGAUACACGGGCAUGCUGUGUGAGACCUACUUCAAUGUGUGCAUUUCUAAUCCAUGCCACAAUGGAGCAUUGUGCAGGGAAAGAAUCGACGGGUACUCCUGCUACUGUGUCCCAGGCUAUCAAGGCAAGCACUGUGACUUGGAAGUAAAUGAAUGUGAUUCAGAUCCCUGCUUGAAUGGGGCUACAUGUCUGAACCAGAUAGGCAAGUAUGACUGCAUCUGCCCAGCUGAGUAUAUGGGUAUAAACUGUGAGCUGGAAAUUGACGAGUGUUUGUCACAGCCUUGUCUAAAUGGUGCAACCUGUCAUGAUACUUUGGGUAGCUAUUUCUGUUCCUGUGCACUUGGAUUCCUAGGUGAACUCUGUGAAAUCAACAUUGAUGAGUGUGCCAGUCAGCCAUGCCUCAAUGGAGGGCAGUGUAUAGAUGAUGUUAAUCGGUAUAGCUGCAACUGUACCAGUAGUGGAUUUAUGGGCCUGCACUGUGAAAUCUUAAUUCCCUUAUGCCAGUCCCAACCAUGCCACAAUAAUGCUACCUGUGAGGACACCGCUGAGAAUUAUACAUGCCACUGUUGGCCAGGGUAUGCAGGUUCCCAUUGUGAGAUUGAUGUAAAUGAAUGCAGCAGUAAUCCGUGCUUCUACCAGAGUGAAUGUGUGGAGCUGUCCUGGACAACCUGGUAUGGACGUAUUCUAGAACUGCCAGCAGAUUUCAGCUACAACAGAGCAUCGGGUUAUGUGUGUAAUUGUCGGCCAGGAUUCACAGGUAUUCAUUGUGAAGAAGACAUCAAUGAAUGUUACAUGAACCCUUGCCAAAACGGUGGCACCUGUGAGAAUUUUCCUGGAAAUUACACUUGUCAUUGCCCAUUUGGAGAGAAGGAGGGGAUUUCUUAUGGUGGCAGGAACUGUACGGAGGUCCUCCUUGGCUGCAAUGACCAUCAAUGCCAAAACAGUGGUCUAUGUAUCCCUCAUUUAAAAAAUGGCCACCAUGGAUCCAGUUGCAUCUGCCCACCUGGGUAUACUGGAACACACUGUGAAACAAUAACCACCUUUUCUUUUGCGGGAAAUGGUUUCCUUUGGGUGAACAGUGACAUGAUUGCUGUACAGGGAUCUUUCUAUAACAUAAACCUGAGGUUUCAGACUGUGCAACCUACAGCUUUUAUAUUUCACCGAGGGGAGAAAGAUACAUUUGUAAAGUUGGAAUUACUGAAUGGCUGCUUACACUUAUUCAUGCAAGUCAAUAAUCAGCCACAGGUUCUUUUGCAUAUUUCACAUAAUGUCAGUGAUGGAGAAUGGCAUUCCGUGGAGGUAACCUUAGCAAGAGCUGUUACCCUUCAUUUACUUGACAGUUCUUGUAUGGAAUCAUGUAUCAAUAAAUCUACUACUGCAAUAGAUAGUGAUCAACUGAUGCUUGCAUUUCAGAGCACAUUUUUGGGUGGUUUGCCAGUGGGAAACAUGAGCAGUGACUCUCCACCUAACAUCUAUAAUGUGCAUUCUGCACCUUCAUUUGUAGGAUGUCUUCAGGACAUUGAAAUAGAUUUGAAAAUUAUUACCCCUGAGAACAUAUCAAGUGAAACAUCUUUAAAUGUCAAAUCAGGCUGUACUAAACAGGACAAGUGUGAAAACCACCCUUGUCAAAAUAGGGGACGCUGCAUCAACUUGUGGCUGAGUUAUCAAUGUGACUGCUACAGGCCCUACACAGGGCCAAACUGUUCAACAGAGUACAUGCCAGGCCGAUUUGGACGUGAAGAUUCCUUGGGGUAUGCUGCUUUUUCUGUUGAUGGUAGUCAGAACGAAAACAUGGCUAUAUCAAUGUUUGUCCGAACACGAAAGUCUUCUGGCUUGUUACUAGCUGUGAGAAACAGUACAUCUCUGUAUAUAAGGAUCUGGUUGGAAGAUGGGAAACUAGUCAUGUUAGCCUCAAAUUCCACCAAAUUGUUCAGCACAUGGACUAUGAGUGAUGGAAAUUUUUACUUAAUAUCAUUAAAAAUAGAGCCAAAUAAGACUGAAUUGUUCCAGUCAUCUCAACAGCUAGGCUACAUUUCUACCCCAAUACUAACAGUCCAAAGUGGGGAUAUUCUCUAUAUUGGAGGACUCCCAGACAAACAAGAAACUGAUAUAAAUGGUGGGUAUUUUAAAGGCUGUAUCCAAGAUUUAAGACUGAAUAAUCAACAGCUGGAAUUCUUCCCCACUACCACAUCACUGUAUUCUGUCAUCAACCGAACAUUGAUCAAUGUGACCCAAGGUUGUACUGGUGACAAUCUUUGCAAGUCCAAUCCUUGCCACAAUGAUGGCAUUUGCUAUUCUAUCUGGGACGACUUCACUUGCACAUGCCCCCCAAACACAGCAGGGAAAGCAUGCGACGAAGUUAAGUGGUGUGAGCUCAACCCUUGUCCUCAUGAAGCUCAGUGCCAGCUGGUACACCAAGGAUUUGAAUGUGUUGCUAAUGCAGUGUUUAGCGGCAGAAGCAGUGCAAUAUUUUACAGAACCAAUGGGAAGAUAAGGAGAGACCUCACCAACAUCGUAUUUGGCUUUCGGACUAGGGAUGCUGAUGUGAUACUGCUGUAUGCUGAGAAGGAGCCAGAGUUCAUUACCAUUAGCAUUCAGAAUACCAAGCUAGUGUUUCAGCUGCAAAGUGGCAACAGCUUUUAUGUGCUGACUCUAGCUAGUUCACAGCCCGUGAAUGAUGGGAAAUGGCACCAAGUGAUUCUCUCUAUGACAGAACCCUUAUCCCAGUCGUCUAGAUGGCACAUUGAUAUAGAUGAUAAAAAAGACACUGCAACUAGUACAGUUGCCACAGGAAGCCUCAACUUCCUAAGAGAAGAAAUAGAUAUUUAUGUUGCCGACAAGGCUUUUGACAAUCUGGAUGGCCUAAGGGGAUGCAUGAGCACUAUAGAAAUCAGCGGCAUUUAUCUCUCAUACAUUGAAAAUUAUGAUGGUCACACUAAAAAACCUCAAGAAGAACAAUUCCUCAAAAUAUCUGCAAAUUCUGUUGUUACUGGCUGUUUGCAAUUGGAUGCCUGCAGCUCUGAUCCCUGUAUGCAUGAUGGGAUAUGUGAAGAUUUAUAUAGUUACUAUCGUUGUACAUGUCCCAAGGGAUGGACUGGCAGGCAGUGUGAAACCAACAUUGACGAAUGCUUUUCAAACCCCUGCAUUCAUGGAAACUGCUUGGAUAGAAUCGCAUCCUACAAGUGCAGUUGUGACCCUGGUUAUACUGGAGUAAACUGUGAAGAGGACCUAGACAACUGCCAUGGUCACCUGUGUGCAAAUGGGGCAACUUGCAUAGAUGGAGUUAACACUUAUUCCUGCCUAUGUGCUGGUAACUUCACUGGAAAAUUUUGCAGGCGCACCAGGCUACCUUUUUCCGUCUGUGGGAAUGAGAAGAGAAAUCUCACUUGUUACAACUAUGGCAACUGUACUGAGCUCAAAGGCGAGUUGAGAUGUAUGUGCCUGCCAGGCUUUAGUGGAGAACGGUGUGAAACAGACAUUGAUGAGUGCAACUCUGAUCCAUGCAUGAAUGGAGGCCUCUGCCAGAACCUACUUAACAAAUACCAGUGCAUCUGUGAUGUAAACUAUGCUGGUGACCGCUGUGAGGUAGAUUUGACAGCUGACUUGAUCUCGAACAUAUUCACUGCCAUUGGCUCAGUAACGUUGGCCUUGUUAUUGAUCCUCUUCUUGGCAGUUGUGAUUUCCAUCAUAGCUGCUAACAAACGGGCAACUCAAGGGACCUACAGCCCCAGCCGGCAGGAGAAAGAGGGAUCCCGUGUGGAGAUGUGGAACAUGGUGCAGCCACCACCGAUGGAAAGACUGAUAUAGCAGAAAACAUUUCUCUGUGCUACACACUGGCAGGCAUCUGGCUGAAAGGAAAUAGAGUAAAUAUGAUGGAAAUGGUGGUUAAUUUUGUUUUUCAUACCAAGGAAUAUGUGAUGACUUUAGAGGCUGUUGAAAAUAUUUGGCAUUUAAUCCAAUAAUCUUAAGGGUCUUCAGUAUUUGAGUGAACUGAUGCCAGCUUCUUGGACUUCUUGAACCUGGACCAGCUUCUCAAAGGACAAUUUUGUUUGCACUGGAAUUUUCAGUCUUGAUAAUCAGCAUGUAAUGGCUUCUGGGUAACAUGUAAGUACCUGUCUCUCAGAUACGGUUUGAACCACAGCUUCUGUUUUGCUUUUCCCUUUGACAACCUAAUGAUCAUUGUUGCAGAAGACAACACAGAGAAAUAAAAUAAGCCUGUACAAUAAAUACAUCAUAAUUAUGUCAUGAGAGGUAUUAGCAUUAGAACUGUGUCUCGGCAUAUCUACUUUCAUUCUUUAAUCAGGGAUUAAAAGGAAGGUCUGCAUAAGCUCCCCAUGAAGCAAAAUAAACCUUUUGAAUACCUUUUGAAAGUUAUUGGCUUGCUUCCCUUCAAUGCGCUCAUUUCACCUGCUCUUUCACUACCCUCUUCUAAUGCCAGUAGCCUUCUGUGACAAACAUGUGCCCUUCUCUAAGCAUCAAAAACAACACUCCAAACUGUUAAGAUGACACAGGUUAUUUAACAGACCUCUUUAAAGGCAUGGAAUCUAAACAUCAUUUCAACCCUGCAUUCCCCACCACUGUCUUGUUCUGACUACAUCACUACACUAAUGUACACUACUAGCCCUCAUGCAACCCAGGUCAUAAAUAGACAUUAAGUACAAAACAGACAAGCUUGCUCAAAAAUGUGCUGCCCAAGAUUGCUGGAAAAUAUCAGGAAAGGAGAAGGAUUGUCUUGUACCUAAAGAGCCAGACUGGGAAUCAUGAUAUAUGGGUUCCCAGCUUUGCAGCAGAUUUCACGUGACCUCGGGCAAGUCAUUCACCUUUCUGUGCCUCGGUUUCCCUCUGUUGGGGGAUGAUGAUAUUAGCCUACCUCAUUUCCUUAAUAUAUGUCAAAACUUUUGUGGCAAGAGCUAGAGAAAUGUAAAAUAUAAUUGAUGGAGCAAAGGAAAGUUUGGAAAGUUUCCUAACAAUACAGACACAAAGGGGUAAUUUUUCAACACGACUUAAGGAUCAACCACCCAAUUGCUGGGGGUAACUAGCACCUGCCAAAAUGCAUCCACAUUGUUUUGUGCUAACAAGUUACAUGUAGGUGCAGAUGUUAUCAGCACACAUCUGGCCAUCUGAUUUGCAUAUAGAAUCAGGCAGUUAAAAUGUAACUAAGCUUUAAGCUCCCACAAAUGCUCAGUGAAUGGAGGCAAGGCCACUGAAAAUUUGCCCCCCCCCAAAUUACUUCUCCUGGAGUUCCAAGUGCAUAGCAUUUUUCAUAGCCCCUCAUUUGGACAUGUACAUGACUCAAAUGGUUAUGCCAGUACUAGAACUGAAAUCAGCUAGAUCUACUAACUAAGUCUUUUUAAAUGGCCAAACCCCAAUCCUCAAUGGGCUACUGAGGACCAAAUCUGACCAAAGCUUAUAUUCUUUAUGGACUAUCAGCUGAUUACAGAGAACAAUCAAAGCUUCUGUCCAGCACUAAAACACCUAGCGAAACGGGAAACCAACAGAAACCAACACAGAAGCUCCUUAGUUACAACUCCUGCAGCUCCACUGAAGUGAAAUACCUUGAACUCAGUGGAAUUGCACAGACUAUAAAGCUAGGGUAGAAUCUGGUGCACCAUAUAUUUUGAAUGAGUAGAUGUCAGUUAUCUUUCAAGUGGCUCCUGACUUCAAUGAACCCAAAUGACAGUUACUAACAGAAAGAAAGAAAAACCAAAAAUAUUAUAGUAGAUACAGUGGAGCUUUAGCUGAGCCGUUAGCAGGGUUUAAUUUGUUUAUUAUUACAUUCAGAUGACUGACACUGAGGCCCUCAGCACUGGCUUACAGUUUAGCUUAGCUUAGCCAUUAUAGUAUGAGACUAGUCCUGAUGACUCAGACUAAUAAGGAACACAAGGAGGUUUGGAAUGUAUAGAGUUAUGCAAAAUUUUUCAGAUUAAUUUUAUUUCACCAAAAAAAUGAAGAUCUGGAUCAACCAACACAUGCAACACACCCACUGAUCCCGAACACAAUCCCAUCGACCGUUUUGGCAUCAUCAUCGCCCCAAGCUGCUCCCCACAUAUCUCUAGGGGCAAGAGGUGGGACCCAGCACCUAUCCAGUAGUGUAGCAUAGGAAGAGAUAGUGAGGACUGCAUCCCAGUGAAACUCCAGGGAGAUUUAAACUAGGCAGCAUAUAAUUAUCCCAUCUGGAAUCUGGCCAGAACAAGGUUUAGUAGAACUAUACAUUACUGCAGUUUUUUUUUAAUGUAAAAUUAACUCAAUUCUCUGCGUAUAUAAUUUCAUAGCAUGGAUGGUACAUAAUGUUAUUAUUUUCUAUGUGCAGCCUUAAAAUACAGUAAUGGCAAACAAACAGGGACUGUGGCAAAUCAUGCACAAAAACUGCUCAUGUUUUUGUUUUGUUCUGUGGGACUACGCGAUCAGACAUUUAAAAAUAAAAUUAACCCCAGGCCAGAACCAUAUUUGUUGCUCAAAAAUCAAGAAUUGUGCCGUUUGGAACCAAGUGAUCCAUAAACAUUUAGUGUAUACGGAAUUCAUAUGAAAGUGUUUGUAGCUGGAAUCUGGGGCUGUGUGCAUCAGUCUCCUGCUGCCUACAUGGCUUUGGUAAUAUGUUCAUGUUGACAGGACACAUUGUGUGGGUUAAAGGGAAAAUAUUUAAGACCAGGUGAUCAGAUGGCGUAAAUCAGCAAAGUUCCAUUGAAGUCCAUGAAAUUAUGCUGAUUUACAUCAGUUGAGAAUCGAGCUCUCCAUCUCCUAAUUGAAAAAAUUGGGGUUUUUCUGUGGUGUUUGUGAAUGUUUCUUACUCCUGUUGUUACUCACACUAAGUGUGGAAUAGGAGACUAGGUCUGUCAUAAACAGAUA
Molecule: messenger RNA, 7421 nt
Organism: Gopherus evgoodei (Goodes thornscrub tortoise)
Lineage: Eukaryota; Metazoa; Chordata; Testudines; Testudinidae
Gene: CRB1
Product: crumbs cell polarity complex component 1
Exons: 12
Coding region: 165-4382 (1405 amino acids)
Biological process (GO): establishment or maintenance of epithelial cell apical/basal polarity; heterophilic cell-cell adhesion
Cellular component (GO): protein-containing complex; plasma membrane
Molecular function (GO): calcium ion binding
Source: RefSeq, a predicted model, not a curated record